Cutaneotrichosporon cavernicola is the source of this 2658-nucleotide messenger RNA. RefSeq lists its product as uncharacterized. The coding region runs from base 1 to 2658 and encodes 885 amino acids. The transcript has 7 exons. Gene Ontology annotation, cellular component: nucleus. The record is from RefSeq and is a predicted model, not a curated record. Lineage: Eukaryota; Fungi; Basidiomycota; Tremellomycetes; Trichosporonales; Trichosporonaceae. Gene Ontology annotation, molecular function: DNA binding; DNA-binding transcription factor activity, RNA polymerase II-specific; zinc ion binding. Gene Ontology annotation, biological process: regulation of DNA-templated transcription; DNA-templated transcription.
AUGAACGACGAAGACAGCACUUUCUCGAGUCAGCAACUACAACAUGACCAUGACGCUGCCCAAAAAGAAAAGCAGAAGCGCGGUUAUCGCGCUUGCCUCCAUUGCCGCGCGCGCAAAGCCAAAUGCGAUCUGGGCGACAUCGAUGCACCGUCCGAUCCGCCUUGCUCGCGCUGUCGUCGCGAGAAGCGCGAGUGCGUGUUUGCCCCCUCGCGACGCGGCGGCAACAACUCCAAGCGGCGGCGCGAGACGGACGACUCGACACCCGCAAUCGCCGGAGCCGGACCACAGUUCGACCACCCGCCACCAGCACCGCAGCAACAGCAUUCGUAUCCGGCGCCACCGCAUGUGGACGUGCUGAACCCCUCACCAAAGAACGACACCUACCUCUUCAAUCACCCCUCGGUGUCGAGCAACGAGAUGUCGCCAGCGACCACGGGGCCCAGUCCACUGACCGCGCACGCUCAUCUCCAGCCUGGGAGUGUCGGGAGCUCGAACCAUGGCGGCAGUAGCCACGCGCCAGGGGACACCAAACGGAGGCGUUUACACCUCAAUCCGCCGCUCCAUACAUCGGAUCCAAGCAGCAUCGUCGUCGCAGACGUCCAGAACGAGAGCGACGCGCUCCACAUUCUUGCGCUGGCCAGCGCCAACCGGCCCCCAUCAUCUGGAGCUCAAAGUCCCGGACACAGGCCGCAGCACAGCGGGACGAUCACGCCUGCUCAUCGCGCGCCUCUCGCUGCGGCUCGUAUCGAGGACUUUGACCUCGUCCGUCUUGGGAUCGUCAACGAGGGACAGGUGUCGCGACUCACGUCGGCAUUCUUCUUAUACUACCACCACCUCUUUCCCAUGGUCCCAGCUGAUCGGAUUCCGCGCACCCCAGAGCAACUAGCCGAGUUUGCGCGCAGCGAACGCUAUCUCGUCACGGCCAUGGUCAUCAUCGCGAGCAAGCAUGACCGCGCUGAUGGAAUGCGCGAGGUACACGAACGCAGUUGGUCGCUCAUGCGCGGAUGGAUCUCAGAGAUUGUCUGUCUGGGUGCACCCCCAACAGUUGGUCUUGUCGAGGCGCUCUUGCUCCUGGCAGAGAACAUCCCGCGGGAUCCGCCUAUUGACGCAACGAAUUCGGCCCACGCGCAGGGCUUUGGCGAGGAAGUGCACACAUCCGAGAACCGCCAAGCCUGGAUGCUCAUCGGCAUGGCCAUCCGCUGCGCCUAUGGACUUGGUCUCGACAAGCUCGCGCUCAAGCUCAUUCCCGAAGUCGAUCGCACGUACGACGUCGAACGCGCGCGGCUGGUCUGGACGUACUGCUACCUUUUCGACCGCCAUGUGUCGCUCCGUCUGGGCAAGGCGUUCUGGUCGCGUGGCCCCAACGUCUGCUUCCAGGGCUUCUCAGCGUCGUCGCAAACGGGGCCGGCUGCUGCGCCGGGCAACUUUCCGUUUCUGCGCGAAGCCACGCCGUCGCCUGGCUCUGACGCGCCAACUCAGGAGGAUUUUGCAUCGCUCGUCCAGACGUACCUGGAGCUCACGCAGCUCAUGAGCAAUGCGCACGACAUCCUCUACCCUAACGCUGCGCGCACGCGAUCACUCGUCGUCUACGGCGAGUACUUCAAGUACAUUGACGAGCUGACACGCUCGCUUGAUGGCUUCCGCAUCCUCUGGCACGAGAAGAAGUGGAGCCUCUUCCCGCUAAACGACGCCGUGCAAGCCAUGUUCUACUACACACAGCUUUACAUCUGCGCCUUCAGCUUUCAAGCACAUGUCGAGCGUGCCGCAAUGCGUGCCGAAGAGGAGUACAAAUUGCAUGAGGGUGGACGCCGGCCUGCGCUGUCGCUGUUCCCUCGCGGCUCGGCUGCGUCGCCUGAUGCACGCUACAUCAACGUGACGAUCAUGUCGGCCCAGGAGCUGCUGCGAAUCUGCAUCGACAAGAUGUACAAGGGUGGGGCGCUUCCCUACCUCCCCAAUCGGUUCCUGCUGUGGUUUACGUACGCAGCGAUCGUGUUGCUCAAGGCCAUGUACUCUGGCGCUAUGAGCCGCACUGAGUUGCCCGAGGCAUCUGGACUUAUCGACCAGCUCUGCGAGUGCCUAAUCGACGCAUCGCCGGACGACGACCAUCCCGCUGUGCGCUACGGUCUCCAGCUCAAGGCGCUGAAGAAGAGCAUGGCGGACCUGGACAUAAGCGUGAGCUCCCCAGCGGGAGGUGGUACCCUACCGCUUCCUCCCGCCGACAGCGAGUCGCGACACCCUCGUGACACGCACGAGCCGACCCGCACAACCAAUGGCCGCGAGGGCCGCGACAUACCGGACCUCGAAACUGCCGCGCACCAGGGCGUACCGUGGCUCAACGAGGAGCAGUGGUUCCCGGCGCAGAGUGCGGCGCCGCACAACCCCAUAAGCUUUACGUACUCGACGCCUGCUGGUGUCCCGCGGCCACACGAGCAACCCGUCAGCGAGGUCAUCAACCUCCAGCCGCGCGGGAGCAUCGGCAUGGGCGUCGAUAACAACCUCGGUUUCCCGACCUUUGACUGGCUCGGCCUCGACCCGGGUAACAGCGGACCUAUGGGCGCCGCGCCGCCGGCCAAUCCAUUCGACGGGGUGGGGUUCACGCCCGACUUCUGGAUGAAGGUCACGCCGGGCGAGGGGCAGGGCGGCUUCCCCUUCCGUUAG